UGUAUCAAAGAUGAAGUGGUUUGAAGUUGUUACCCUUGCUGUGUGCGUCCUCGUACCCACCGCUCACUCCCAAUCAAAAGCCUGGUGUUAUCACCUCCCAUCCUGCAAUGACACAACCUGGCCAACAAUUUUCCCGGAGUAUUGCAACGGCACCCGACAGUCACCCAUUGACAUCGUCUCAGCAUCAGCCACACCGAACGCCAAUCUGACUGAAUUCACUUUUGUGAAGUAUGACGACACCUCCGCAAUGACGUCAAUGACAAAUACUGGCGACACAGUCAAAGUGACCCUUGAGAGCGGAGUUAAGAUUUCAGGAGGGGACCUGUCCGAGCAAUACGACAGCCUCCAGUUUCACUUGCACUGGGGUAAUGGCUCCUCUGUCCCCGGCUCAGAGCACACAGUGGAUGGAAAGCGCUAUCCUAUGGAGCUGCAUAUUGUGAACAGCAAGUCAUCCUACAAUGGAAAUACAAAUCUAGCCGUCAAAGACUCCACCGGACUUUCAGCGCUUGGUUUCUUUAUCGAGGUAAUGUCAGGCAACUCAACUGGCCAGCCGGAUAGCUGGCACAAUUUGGCUUCUUACUUGCCCAACAUCACAGAAAAAGGCCAGAACGUUUCAAUUGCAGCCGGGUUUUCCCUGGACGACCUGCUUGUCGGUGUGGAUCGCACUAAGUAUUACCGCUACCUUGGAUCCUUGACGACCCCCGCUUGUCAGGAGGCGGUGGUCUGGACCGUUUUUAAGGAACCAAUUAAAGUCAGUAAAGAUCUGAUUGACCUCUUCAGCACCACACUGCACUUCAACGACAGUUCAUCACCAAUCAUGAUAAACGUCUACAGAAGCCUGCAGCCUGCACAGAAAGUCUGGACUCAGAGCAUCAAGGCCUCCGCCUCCACAACCUGCUUCUCCCUGAGCCUGCUACUUCUCAGUCUUGUACUGGGCUCGAGUUGGAGCUAAAAUAGAAAGAGGACAUCAUCAGCAA
Molecule: messenger RNA, 977 nt
Organism: Maylandia zebra (zebra mbuna)
Lineage: Eukaryota; Metazoa; Chordata; Actinopteri; Cichliformes; Cichlidae
Product: carbonic anhydrase 4
Cellular component (GO): plasma membrane
Molecular function (GO): zinc ion binding; carbonate dehydratase activity
Source: RefSeq, a predicted model, not a curated record